Molecule: messenger RNA, 1235 nt
Organism: Paralichthys olivaceus (Japanese flounder)
Lineage: Eukaryota; Metazoa; Chordata; Actinopteri; Pleuronectiformes; Paralichthyidae
Source: RefSeq, a predicted model, not a curated record
CAGAUCGAGGAGCCUCUGGCUCUGGCCAGCGGAGCGUUACCCGACUGGUGUGAACAGCUCACCUCCAAGUGUCCUUUCCUCAUCCCCUUCGAAACCCGACAGCUCUACUUCACCUGCACCGCCUUCGGAGCGUCCAGAGCGAUCGUGUGGCUGCAAAACCGACGGGAGGCGACCAUGGAGCGCUCUCGGCCGUCCACGACAGUGCGGCGGGACGAUCCUGGAGAGUUCAGGGUGGGUCGCCUCAAACACGAGCGAGUGAAAGUCCCCCGUGGGGACGCCAUGAUGGAGUGGGCGGAGUCUGUCAUGCAGAUCCACGCUGACCGGAAGUCCGUGCUGGAGGUGGAGUUUCAGGGGGAGGAGGGAACAGGCCUCGGUCCGACUCUGGAGUUUUACGCUCUGGUGGCUGCAGAGUUUCAGAGAACGUCUCUGGGAAUCUGGUUGUGUGACGACGACUUCCCCGACGACGAGUCACGACAGGUGGACCUGGGCGGGGGUCUGAAGCCUCCUGGUUUCUACGUGCAGCGCUCCUGCGGUCUGUUCGCUGCCCCGUUCCCUCAGGACAGCGAAGAGCUGGAGCGCAUCACCAAGCUGUUCCACUUCCUGGGCGUCUUCCUGGCCAAGUGUAUCCAGGACAACCGGCUGGUGGACCUGCCCGUGUCCCAGCCGUUCUUCAAGCUGCUCUGCAUGGGAGACAUCAAGUCCAACAUGAGCAAGCUGCUGUACCAGUCCCGCAGCUCGCCGCAUGGUCACGACCCCGACCGGCCCUACCUGCAUCCCUUCCUGCUGCUGUCUGAGGUGCAGUCGGAGGCGUCCACCGAGGAGAGCCAGGAGACGUAUUCUGUGGGCAGCUUCGACGAGGACUCCAAGUCCGAGUUCAUCAUGGACCCACCCAAACCCAAACCACCGGCCUGGUACCACGGCAUCCUGACCUGGGACGACUUCCAGCUGGUCAACCCGCACAGAGCCAGUUUCUUAAAGGAGGUGAAGGAGCUGGCGGUGAAGAGGAGGCAGAUCUUGGCGAGUAAGAGUUUGUCUGAGGACGAGAAGAACACCAGACUGCAGGACCUGAUGCUGAGGAACCCGCUCGGCUCCGGACCCCCCCUCAGCAUCGAGGACCUCGGGUUAAACUUCCAGUUCUGUCCGUCCUCAAAGGUUCACGGUUUCUCUGCAGUGGAUCUCAAAACCAACGGAGACGAUGAGGUAAAGACGAGCGUCUGGAUGCUGACGCGCAGGAG